AUGGCUGCAGGUAUAUUUAAGAAACUGUGGGAUAAAGUAAAAAGAGGAGCGAGUAAAGUUUGGGAAACAUUGAAGAAGGGAGCAAAUUGGAUAUUUAAGAAUAAAGAAGCAAUUAGUGACGUAGCUGAAUCAAUAACACCAAAAGCUGCCCCAAUAAGAGAAAUUUUAAAUAAAGGAGAAAAAGUUUAUCAAAGACUUACAACCGAUACUAAGAUAA
Molecule: messenger RNA, 217 nt
Organism: Trichomonas vaginalis G3
Lineage: Eukaryota; Parabasalia; Trichomonadida; Trichomonadidae
Exons: 1
Source: RefSeq, a predicted model, not a curated record